This is a messenger RNA of Amborella trichopoda, 2667 nucleotides long. Its product is annotated as mechanosensitive ion channel protein 10. Lineage: Eukaryota; Viridiplantae; Streptophyta; Magnoliopsida; Amborellales; Amborellaceae. Gene Ontology annotation, cellular component: plasma membrane. Gene Ontology annotation, molecular function: mechanosensitive monoatomic ion channel activity. Gene Ontology annotation, biological process: transmembrane transport; detection of mechanical stimulus; monoatomic anion transport. The record is from RefSeq and is a predicted model, not a curated record.
GAUCUGAACAGUGGUUCAUACUUUUGAGAGAGGAGAGGGAAAAAGAGAGAACUCUUUAAUCCCUGAACUAGGCCAGAGAGAGAGAGAGAGAAGAAGAGCUCCACUUCCUUUCAUGGCCCUGAACCACCCCUCUCCCCAAACCCCAGACAAACCGAAAGAAGAUCAGGUAGUCCUGCAAAUGGAAUCAGGGAACACAGACCCCAAAACCACAGAUUCAAACCGUCUCAAAGAGGAGGCCCCGAAGGAAGAAAAGCACUCAAUGCCUGCCUUAGAGGUCCAAAGCUCAAAACCCAACAUCCCCAAACCCAUUAUGGCCAACCCCACCAGUAACCCAUAUGCAAAACCCCCCAUAAACCCAAAUUCCACUAGAAAUCCAAAUGAAAACCAACGUUUAAAAUCUUUAUUGAAUAGCAAAACCUUAACCAGUGUGGCAUUGUCAAGACCCAAGUCUAGGCUCACAGACUACAGCCCUCAAGCGCCCACAAAGGCCAUGGAGAACUCCGGCUUCGAUCCCGGAUCAUCUCGACGAUCAGAGGUCGGCGGCGACGAGGAGGAAGACACAUUCAAGGAUGAGGAUCUACCAGGGAAGUAUAAGGAAAAGAAGUGUAAGCCAGGAUGGAGAGUUUUAGUAGAGUGGGUCUCUUUUGUUACCAUCAUGACUUGUUUGAUCACAAGCCUAACUAUUAAGCCCUUGAAGAGAGAGUCCCUUUGGGGAUUGAAGAUAUGGAAAUGGUGUGUGAUGAUGAUGGUGAUCUUUUGUGGUAGGCUCUUCUCAGGCUGGUUGAUCAGUCUUCUUGUGUUCUCGAUUGAAAGAAAUUUCAUGCUUAGAAUUAGGCUCUUGUACUUUGUCUAUGGCCUUAGGAAGAGUGUCCAAAAUAUUGUCUGGUUAGGUAUUGUGCUCUUGGCUUGGUCAUUGGUCUUUGAUUCAAAGGUGGACAUGGAUAGGAGGAGCCAUAGGCUUUUAGUGUUUGUGUCCAAGGCCUUGAUUGCUGGCUCUAUAGCUGCAAUUACAUGGCUAAUUAAGAUCCUAUUAGUCAAGCUCCUGGCCUCUGGUUUUCAUGUUAACACCUUCUUUGAGAGGAUCAAGAUCUCUCUCUACUACCACCAUGUGUUAGAGUCAUUAGCAGGCCCCCCUCUCGAUGAAGUCUCCGGUCGACAGGAUAGAGGGAAUCCCCGAGCCAGCUUUAGGCGAGUGGUCAUGGAGGAGAUGAAGAGGAAGAAGAGGAGUGACAGUGAGAAUACUUUUAAGGUGGACGCGGAAAGAUUGAAGAGGUUGAAGAAGGGGAAUGUUUCGGCAUGGAGCAUGAAGAGGAUGGUGAACUCAGUGAUCACCACCGGCAGAUUGGGGUCAGUGUCGAAUGCAGUGGACGAGAUGAUGAGAGAGUUCAGUAAGUCGGAGGAGGAGGCGAGGAGCGAGAAGGAGGCCAAGGCCGAGGCGCAGAGGAUCUUUGAGAAUGUUGCCAAGCCUGGGGAGAAGUAUAUUGAGAUGGAAGAUCUGUUGAAGUUCUUGGAGAAAGACGAUGUCUGCAUCAUAUUUCCCCUUUUUGAGGGGGCUGAAGAAAGUGGGAAGAUAAAACAAUCAGCUUUCAGAAAUUGGGUGGUAAAAGGUCACAUGGAGCGCAAAGCCCUUGCCAACUCCCUAACUGAUGCAAAGACAGCGGUGCACCAGCUCCACAAGCUUGCGAGUUGUGUGGUUGUCGUGAUCAUCAUAAUAGAGUUCUUACUGGUGAUGGGGGUGGCCACAUCCAAGGUGAUAUUGUUUGUUUCUUCGCAGUUACUGGUUGUGGGCUUCAUGUUUAACAACACCUGCAAGACCAUCUUCGAAGCCAUCAUCUUUGUGUUUGUCAUGCAUCCGUUUGAUGUAGGUGACCGUUGUGUUAUCGACGGAGUUCAAAUGAUAGUGGAGGAGAUGAAUAUUCUAUCAACAGUGUUCCUGAGGUUUGACAAUGAGAAGAUAUAUUAUCCGAAUUCAGUGCUCUUGACAAAGCCCAUCAGCAAUUUCUACAGAAGCCCAAACAUGUCUGACACUGUUGAGUUCGCUAUUGAUGUUCACACUCCCUUGGAGAAAAUCAAUAUCCUCAAGGACCAGAUUCAUAAUUACAUACAAAGCAAGCCCAAGCACUGGCAGUCGAAGCACACGGUAGCGGUGACGGCGAUAGAAAAUGUCAAUAAGAUGAAUAUGGCUGUCUACCUCACCCACACCAUGAACUACCAAAACUAUAUCGACAAGAUCAGCCGUAAAUCCGACCUUUAUCUCGAACUCAAAAGGAUCUUCGAGAAACAUGAAAUAAUAUAUAACCUCUUACCACAAGAGGUUUGCCUAAAUCAACAUCCCUCUUCUAUUACACUAGUUGAAUCCAACGGCUGAACAACUCUCUUGGCAUGGAUUCUAUGGUUCUGAUCCAUCAGUGCAGCAGUGUUUAUUGACAUAUGAGAAGGUGGUCAGCCCUUCAGAAGGUUGUUGGUCUGUUAAAAGUUGGUUUAUGACUUUGCUUCACUGUGUUUUUGGUCAGUUGUUUGAAAGCCUAGAGAAUUGUUGAGUAAGGAAAUGAAAGUCUGCGUGCUUUUAGUCUAGAAUAUAGGGUUGUGUUUCGGCGAACCACCAAACAUUAUUGGAAGUAUUUUUUUAGUACUGCCCCUGAAAUUUGAAGCUUCAAAAUUUGUGUA